UACACAAUAGACAGAAAAGUGUGCUUAAUUUUCAUAAAACUAGUAAAAUCUACAAAAUUAUGCUUGUUCAUAGAUAUUUCCAUGAAACAAAUUAAAAAAACAAAAGUGAAAAUUAUAAUCCCUAUUUAAUAUCUAACUUUCAUUCCUCGGUUAUUCUUAGCAGUCCUAUAAAUCCAUAAUCCCUAAAUACUGAAUGCUGAUUGGUUGAUUAUUAUUUGUUCAGUGAAAAAAAAAUGAUACAUUGUGGCGUAUAAUUUAAUUUUAUACUUAAGUUAGUUCACUAACCGAAAGCUUUUACUGAUAACAGCAUCAAAAAUGGUUGAAAACAAAAGUUUUCACGAUGAAUGAACAUUUUCAGCUUCAUUAUUUUAAUUAGCUAUCAAAAUGUUACCAGCUUAUUCAUAAAAAUAUCUUGAAUAUGACUGAAAAGUGUCGGACCAUAUAAGUUGCUUCAAUCAAAAUGGAUUCACAAAAAGAAUGCAGUCAACAAAUGAAUUCCAACUGUCUUGUGAAUUCACAUCAGUUCAAUGGAAACUCCGUGAAUUUGAGUCAGCUAUCUCCAAAACUGUUGAAAUCAGGGAAUUGUACAAACAAUAAUGAAACCUACAAGUCAAAUGUGAAUCCAUCAUUAACCUCAAAUAAACUUAUGUUUACUACGUAUUGUUCCACCAAUGCUCAUGUGACAUCUGUAGUUCCGAUUGUUGCUUCCCUUGCUUCUAAUAGUAUUAACAGUACUUCAGGAUUGACAAAUAAUUUAGAAAACACAAAAUCCACUACAAGUUUUCCUGGAAGUUAUCUAAAUUCAUGUGUUAACAAUACUACUAAUGUAAAUAAUAGCAAUCCGCUAACAUAUAUUCUUUUACCACAAAACAGUUAUGUACCAUAUUGUACACUUCAUAGAAACAAUCAUAAUAAUUCGCUGCAGAGAUCAGUGAUGACACCAGAAUCCUCACUAGCGUGUCAACUGUCACCAAAUAUAAAUCAACACUAUACAUUAACUAGUGGUCUUAAUAACAUACCAGCUAGCUCAUCGUCUGGAAGAGAAUCUCGAGUCUCCAAUAACCAUGAUGAGUCAAUCGAUUAUUCUACAACGUCAAAAGAAAAGAAUACACUACCUCCAAUAUAUAGUUCAAAAAAGAAUAGCUGUCGAUCACCAGAAGGAAGUCCAUCGUUGAAAUUGAAGAAUUAUCAGUUUUUUAAUCGAUUUCGGAUGCAUUCAUCAAAAGCUAAUGGAAAGACAAGAUCUGCAAAUAAUUCACCAUUAUUAUCAUCUUCAUUUUCACCAACCAUGUACAGAAAUACUCUAGUUAACAAAAGUAGUCAUUCACGGACAUAUAGUGACUGCAGUCCAGUUGUUCAACCAACGAAUGUAAAACUAAUCGAUACAUAUCUAAUCAAAGGACCCUCUGGAUUCGGAUUAACACUAACUGGAGUAUUAACUUUUAUUCCCAAUGGAAUGUUAGAUGUUCAUAUUGUCUCAGAUCAAUUUAAUACACAAGAUGGUUUCUUUCAACGUCUAUUACAAAUACGCAGUGUAAGUGAUGACGUCAUUACAUGUGAUAAUGACUUAAUCCAAUCACACACAAAACAACCAGUUAUACGACCAGGUGAUAUAUUACUCGCAGCUGGUGGUUAUCGUUUUGCUGGUUGUACACCUGAAUAUGCUGUACAGUUAUUAUCCAGAAUUCCAACUGGGGGUAUAGUUCAAGUCACUUUACUUAGAGGCUUGAGUAUACCUACUUACCAAUGUGCAAAUGAAAUGAAUUAUUAUAGAUAUCAUUCGCAUGGGCCAAGAUCUUCUAGUCUAUGCUCGUCAGUAAGCAGUUCCUCCGAAGUAUCACCAAACAAAACAAAUUCAGAUCACGAAGCUCAGAACAAGUCAAAUUUCGUACAAUCACAUCUAAAAAAUUUUUGCUCAAAUUGUCGUGAUUCCAUUAGAACUAUAACCUUAUUUAAAAAAGAAAAUGAUUAUGGAUUUACCUAUGUCUAUACAAAUUAUGGAUGUUUAGUGAAUCAGGUAAACACGAAUGAAUCGAAUAAUAGCAGUAAUCCUAAAUUACAAACCGGUGAUUUAAUAAUUAAACUUGGUAAUUUCGAUUUGACAAAAGUGACAAAAUCUCAGUUCUUACAAUUAUUUGGCAUUUAUACCAAAGCAAAAUCUAUACAGAUUACAGUUAUUAGGGUUUGUACAAAUUGUUUAAAUAAACUUAAUUAUUACAGUCCAAUUUCAAUUCUAAAAGAAGACGAUCAUAAUGAUCCCAGAACUUCGUUAAAUAAAGGUGAAAAGACAGUAACAAAAUCAACGGAUAGAAGUGAAAUGUUAUCAUUUUUAAGAACUGUAUUAAAUACAAGUAGCCAUUUUAAAAAAUCAUCAAAUCAUAAUCCACAGAUUAAAGAUAAACCAAAUGAAAAACAUACUACCACUACAACUACAACUACUACUAUUAAUAAUAAUAAUACGACCACAACUACUACUCAUAAUAACAGCCACACUACCGUACAACAAUUAAAUCAAACAAUUGCACCAUGGUUACCUGAUCAGUGUAUUAUACCAGGCAUAGGUAUGAGUGGACCAUGUGAGACACCAGAUUAUAUACCUGUCUCUGAAUUACUAAAUAAAUCCAAAGUAAGUAUCUGUCAGAACAAUAAUGCCUAUUACUUGAAUGGUGCACACAAACAUCAGCAAGCACAAAUGCCAAAUGACUUAAUACAACAAUGUGUAAAUUCAGCCAGUGUACAACAGUCAAGUUUACCACUCAAAGAUAAUAAUAAUAAUAGUAAUUCAUCUUGUAAUGGAUUACUUCAGUCAGCCUUAUUGUCAUCGACUGCAUCAGUAACAGCACAGGUGAAUGGUUUGCACAGUCCAAUGGAGAAGAACACUAAUAGUCCUACAGAAAAAGAUGUAAAAAUUCUCUACAUUCCAAAUGAAGGGAAAUUAAAAUUCACUAAAGAAAAUGCUGAACAGAAUUUUCCGAGUAUUAUACCCUUGAGCAUCAAUGCACAAAUACAAAACGAAUCAAAUCAGAAUUUAGUUGUAGGUGAUCUGCUGGUAGCUAUUGAAAAUCAGCCUGUUCUAAAUUGUAAACCAAAUGAAAUUGAAGAGUUAAUUCAAUUAGCAGCGAAGAAAAACAAAGGAUUUGUAACAUUAACUGUUCGUAAAAUUCACUCCACAGAAAAAUGUGAAUCAGCGAAAAUAUCAGAAACAACAGCGGAUAAUUUUAUUAAUUUCAAUAUAAUCAAUGUGAAAUUAACUAAAAACAAGGAUGAAGGUUUCGGCUUUGUGAUAGUUACGUCGUUGAAUAAUGAAAAAACAAGCGAAAUAGGACGUAUAAUCCCAGGGAGUCCAGCUGAGAAGUGUGGACAGUUAGAAGUUGGACAACGUAUUCUAGCUAUAAAUGGAUACUGGUUGACAGGAAUAAAUCAUAUAGACAUUGUGAAUCUUAUCCGACAAAGUCAACAGGAAUUACUACUGACCGUAGAGAAAUCUGGUGCCUUAUUCAGUGAAAGAAGCAAUAAUCUUGCUGGUCGCUUGGAUACAAAUCAAAAUACUCUUUCUCUGCCUACUUCUACGAAUUCAGUAGUAUGUCCUCAUUCUGUAAGUUUUUUAAAAUCUGAUGAAGUAAGUCAUUUUACCAACAUUUCAUAAAAUGACUAGGUGAACUUUCACUGUCAGAAGACAUUUUUUUAUAAUGGACUUUUUUUAUAAUGAGCUCCAGUAGAUCAAAUAGUUUAAAUAUUAUGAAAUUUCUUACUUAUCGAGGUUUUCUUGAAGCAUUAGAAAAUUUAAUAUGGUAUCAUAUAGUGAAACUUUUCUUAUGAUUACUGUAUAUCUUCAAUAAUCGGUUAGCUGAAAAUGAUGCAGACGGAUUUCUCUGUGGAAUAACACUAUGCACUAUUUUUGACAUUCACUAUAAAUGAGGAGACAAAUUAUUAUUGUUAUUAGUAUUUCUCCUGGGGUUCCGAGUGGAACGUAAAGCCUCAACAGUACAUCUUCAUUGCAUCCUCUUCUUUGCAGUCGUUCACAGCUAGCUCCAGGACUGCCUAUUUCCACCUCACACGAUCUCCCCCACAUCACUCUUAAAUGAAAAACUCGUCAUCUCUAGUUGAGGCUUCACUCGAGUUCUUGUGCACGAUGUCAAUCGGUAGGGCGCGUCCGAUCCAUCUCCAUUUCCUACUACAUAUUUGUUGGGUAAUAUGGUUCUUGGUUGGCUUGUUCCCAGAGAUUUGUGUUACUUAUACCAUCUAGUUGGCAAUUUUAUCUUUAGUAUGGAGCGACGGCAGCUGUUGAUAAAAUUCUGAAGCAUUUUGGAAAUAUUUUUCUUAAAGUGCCAAGUCUUGGAACUACAAAAAAACACUGACUGACAUGACAUAAGUGUUAAAAAUUCGAAUCUUGUUUAUUAUAUUUAGUGCAGCAGAUUCCCACACUAAUUUCAGGUUAGUCAUGGUCAGUCUUUCAUUUCCGCUCCUGGCUUUGACAUCCGUGCCACCUGUAGUUGAAAAGAUGUUGCCUUGAUAAGUGAAAGUGGUGAACUCCUUUAGAUUUCACUCAUCGAUAGUGAAGACAAAGACUUUUACAGACUGUUAUUGGUUCAAACAAGUAAUACAACAGUGUCUUCUUGAGUGAAAUACUAGCUAAUUUACUCGAGGCAUCUUUAAAUUGGCUGCUAGUCUAAAUAUUAUAUUUACGAAUGCUUGCCAGAAUAACACUGACUGCGAUAGUUUAAUGAUACCAUGUAUAAUUCAGAAAUUGAAUAAUUCUCGUGUGAUCUCACGGAAUACACAAGUUCGCUUAUUAUUGUAGAUACCCUUGACAGAGCUUCUUAUCUCUCUCCUUCAGCCUGAUUUAGGGUCAUUACUACGGCAAACAGAUUAAAUCAUAUUUUCGUAAAAGUCAAAAUAUGUUUUCAUAGCAUUUAACUGUUUAUUUGCUCGUCUUUUUUCAAUAGUUACCGGUUGAAAAAGUUACUGAAAAGUGCAAUUCAAAUGACAUAUCCACUCAAGGCUUAUAUUCAAUUACACUGAAACGUGGUCCAAAUGGAUUCGGCUUCUCCGUUCGCAGUGGAUAUAGUUCUAAUAAUUCUCCAUUAAUUGUUUAUAGGAUUAUAGAAAAUGGACCAGCUUAUGAACAAGGUCAAAUGCAAACUGGUGAUGAAAUUCUAGAAAUUAAUGGAAUUAGUACACUUUCAAUGACUCAUCAACAAGCUGUUGAAAUGAUUAAAUCAAGUGGAUCAACUAUACGCAUUCUACUACAACAUUUUAAUGAUGAUAAUCAAUGUGAGAAUUCUUUUUAAAGAAAAAAAAUACAAAAACAAGAACACAAGAAAAAGAAGAAUAUGGAAGUACAACAAAUAAAAUGAUUGAAAACAAAUAAAUAAAAAUGGAGACUAUUACUGUCAGAAUUCAAUUUUGUACAGAGAAUUUAUUUAAAGUGUACAGUUAACCAGAUUUUUAAAAAUAAUUUUAGC
Molecule: messenger RNA, 5465 nt
Organism: Trichobilharzia regenti
Lineage: Eukaryota; Metazoa; Platyhelminthes; Trematoda; Strigeidida; Schistosomatidae
Source: the annotation of a GenBank genome assembly